UGGAGUUUUGGUCCAAUAAUUAGUACCUCUGUUUUGUCGGAAUUGAUUUGAAGGAACUUUAUGGCAAUACAGUCUUUCAUUUCAUUGUUACACUCUGCUAAAUUGAAUAAUUUUGAAUUUUAAUUGGGCUUAGAAGAAAUAUAAUGUUGGGUAUCGUUGGCAUAACAGUGGAACCUUAUUCCAUGAUUCCUGAUAAUAUCUCCCAGCAGAAGCAUGUAAAAGGAGAAAAGCAGAGACCCUAAAACUGAUCCCUGUGGCACUCCAUACUUCUGUUUGAUUUGACAAUUCCUUGUUUACGCAUACAAUGUGGUAGUGUUCUGGUAAAUAUGACCUAAACCAGUGUAAUCCAAGUCCACUAAUGCCAGCAUAAUUCUCCAGCCUAUUCAAGAGAAUGUUGUGAUCUAUCGUGUCGAAGGCAUCACUAAGAUCUAAAAUUAAAAGAAGAGAAAUUCAGCCUUGUUCAGAUGAUAAGUGGAAGUAAUUAGUAACUCUAAUAAGUGCAGUCUCUGUACUGUGAUGGGGCCUAAAUCCGGACUGAAAUUGUUGAUAUAUACAAUUUCUCUGUAUAAAUGAACAUAGUUGGGAGGACACUACCUUUUCUAGUAUUUUUUUGCAUAAAUGGUACAUUUGAAAUUGGUUUAUAAUUAGUCAAUUCUUCAGGAUCAAGCUGCCGGUUAUAUGGUAUAUCAUAAAGGUGUCGCAUUUAUUACACUCCCCGUGGAAACAAGUGAAAGCGGAACUAAUAUUACAAACAUCCAUCUAAAUGAAAAGGAAGGAACAUGCAUAUAAUGAAUCUAAAUCAAAUAUUCAAUCAACCAACAUUAUUUUUGACAGCAACAACUAUGGUUGGAGACAGGGAUACAGAAGGAAACAGGGAAAUUUAGUUAACAGUGACAUUGAGCAGAAUGUUUACGUAUAACAAGUUUUGACAGCAGCUGAUAAUUAGUUAAAUGACCAGCAUCGAUUGAUGAGAUGAAAAUUGGAGAUCUGUGUCAGAUUUAAAAAUCCUGAUGGGAGCAUCCCUAAUAUUCAAGUUGACUGUUUCAAAAACUAAUGUUGAUGAUUAGUGGGCUGAGUGAUUUCCUGUCACAAAAUGGACAAAAACAGGUACACAGUGGAUGGUAACAUUUGGAUAGGAAGAAAACUUUGUUUCACUGUUUAUAUAUUUAUUUGUUUGUGGUUGAACUGAAAAAAGGUCUCAGUUUGGUUCUUUUUAAGAUGGCUCAAAGAGGGCGCAAACCCAGCAGCCUUUUUGCAGUAGAACAUGUGGGAAACAUUACCAUCAUAAUCACAGUUCAAAUCGCAAUCGCAAUAUUUCGGAAAUAAUCGCAAUAUGACUUUUUGUCCAAAUCGUGCAGCCCUAACAACUGCCAUUUUAAAGUUUCUUGGGACAUGUCCUACAGAUAGUAAGGAGUUAAUAUUAAGAAGAGGUUCUGAGAUUACUGGGAAUACCUCUUAAGAGUUUAGUUGGUAUUGGAUCUAACAUGCAUGCUGUGGCUUUUGCUUUUUUUUUUUUUUUUUGUUAACUCUUCAUGACUUAUGACAGAGAAGGAUUGAAGUUGCUCGUGAAGAAAAUUGUUUUGAGACACUGUUUUCUAAGGUGCUGUGACAGUUGAUUGCAUAGUUCCAGUUUUAUUUCUGUAUAUUUAAAAUUGAUCAGUAAAGAAAUUCAUGAAGUCAGUACUAUUGUGCUGUGACAGAAUAUCUGGUUCAGUCGAUGCUUUAUUACUAACAAUGUCACAACAGUACUGAAUAAACACCUAGGAUUUUUGUGGUUAUUUUCUAUGUUUUCGAGUUUGCUAAAAUAUGCUGACCUGGCAGCUAUUAAUGCCUGUCUGUAGCUAAAGACACCAUCCUUCCAUGCACUGUGAAAUAAUUAUAAUUUUGUAUUCUUCUGCUUGUGCUCCAUUUUCUCAGCUGCUCUCUUGAGAGCAUGAGUGUGAUCAUUGUACCAUGGUGCAGGCUUUAAUUGAAGGGGGGCGACACUAUAGAGAGUGCUAGAGAAGACGGUAUUUAUGUUUUCUGUAAUUAUAUCGUUCUCAAUUUAAUGGUUUACUGAGUAUUAGACCGUACUGGAAGAUUAUUAGUGAAGCUCUAGAGGUGGUCUAGAGAAUAGUUCUACCUGAACGAUAACAUGGUGUAGAUUGAGUGACAUUAACUGAUUGCAGCAAACCAGUGACUAGUUAAUGAUCUGAGACGUCAUGCAGAUUUGAAAGGACCAAUCUAACACCCACUCUGACCUUCACUUCACACAAACAUCAACACCUUCUGAAACCCCCCUCCUGCAACUCAACCUGCACUUAUGAUCUGUGAAGAUGAUGUGUGCCGGGUUUUUCGGAAACGAAAGACAAGGAAGGCUUCAGGCCCAGAUGGCUUCCCACCAGUGUGUCUUCGAUCCUGUGCUUACCAACUGGCCCCCAUCUUCACACACAUCUUCAAUAGAUCACUGGAGCAGUGUGAAGUCCCUUGCUGCUUCAAAUGCUCAUUAUUAUCCCUGUCCCAAAGAAAGCAAAAAUCUCUGAAGACUGUGGUCAUGAAGUAAUUUGAGAGAAUGGUGUUGGCCUACCUGAAGAACAGCACAGGACCCUUUCUAGAUCCCCUUCAAUUUGCUUCUCAGACAAACAGGUCUGUAGAUGAUGUAGUCAACAUGGGAUUGCAUCAUGUCCUGCAACAUCUGGACAGACCAGCGACAUAUGCAAGGAUCUUUUGUGGACUUUUGUGGACUUUAGUUCGGCUUUUAACACCAUCAUCCCAGCUAUACUCCAGAAUAAAUUACACCAGCCUACUGACAGACAUGCAGCAGAUUGUGAGACGGGAAAUUCACUUCCGGCACCUGUUCAAUCAGCACUGGUGCCCCCAAGGGAUGUGUGCUCUCCCCACUACUCCUCUCCCUCUACACCUGCAUAGCCAAGGAUCCCUUUGUCAAGCUCCUGAAGGUUGCAGAUGACUUCACUGUCAUUGGCCUCAUCUGAAAUGACGAUGAGUCUGCAUACAGAAGGGAGGCUGAACGGCUGGCAGUCUGAUGUUCAUCAUGAGAGAGCAGGUGGAUGUGAUUCAUGCUGGAGAACAGCAGAUGCUGCAGAAACCAGUGAAGAUUGAAGUGAAGCAGGAGGAGAUUAAAGAAGAAAACGCAACAGAAGAACAACAGGGAGAUGAAGAUGAUGAUGAACAGCAGAUGCUGCAGACACCAGUGAAGAUUGAAGUGAAGCAGGAGGAGAUAAAAGAAGAAAACACAGCAGAAGAACAACAGAGUGAUGAAAAUUAUGAAGAAACCACAGCAGAGGAACAACAGAGUGAUGAAGAUGAUGAUUUUAUUCCUGCUGAGCUGAUGGAAGUGAGAGAGGAAUGUGAAGAGCGGAAUGAAGUGGAGGACGAACAGCUUAAUUUUAUAAAUGGAGAAAAUUCUUUGAGUGGCUCAAACACUGAAAACAAUUUCUUUCCAAAAAAUCCCAGAAGAGCUGCCAAGAAAUCUUUCACCUGCUCUCAGUGUGGAAAGAGUUUCAAAAGUAAAAGCCAUCUUAAUAGACACAUGAGAAUUCAUUCUGGAGAGAAACCUUUCACCUGCUCUCAGUGUGGGAAAAGUUUCACAUGUAAAAGCGAUCUUAAUAGACACAUGAGAAUUCAUACUGGAGAGAAACCUUACACAUGCCAUCAGUGUGGAAAGAGUUUUGCAUAUGCAGACCAUCUCAAAAGUCAUCUCUUUUGUCACUCUGGAGAAAAGUCAUUUGAAUGUGAUAAGUGUGAUAAAACAUUUGUUCUGGCACAGUCCCUAAAACAACAUCUGAAAACUCACACAAAUGAGAAGCCUUACAAGUGUUCUUUUUGUGAAAAUAGUUUUGCUCACAUGUCCUAUUUGAAACGGCACCAGAAAAUUCAUACCAGUGUGGGGGUUCAUAUGUGCUUUGAAUGUGGGAAGAUUUUUAUUACUGCCAGCAGCUUGAAACAGCACCAAAUAAUUCAUACUGGAGAGAAACCUUACAAGUGCUCACACUGUGAAAAGAGUUUCACUCGGUCAAUAAACCUGAAAAGACAUGAGAGAUUUCAUUCUGGAGAGAAACCAUACAAGUGCUCACACUGUGAAAAGAGUUUCACUCAGUCACAACAUCUGAAAACACAUGAGAGAUUUCAUAUUGGAGAAAACCCUUACAAGUGCUCACACUGUGAAAAGAGUUUCACUCAGUCACAUCACCUGAAAACACAUGAGAGAUUUCAUACUGAAGAAAAACCUUACAAGUGCUCACACUGCGGAAAGAGUUUCACUCGGCCAGUAAACCUGAAAAGACAUGAGAGAUUUCAUACUGGAGAGAAACCAUACAAGUGCACACACUGUGAAAAGAGUUUCACUCAGUCACAUCACCUGAAAACACACAAGAGAUUUCAUACUGGAGAGAAACCAUACAAGUGCUCACACUGUGAAAAGAGUUUCACUCAGUCAGUAAACCUGAAAAGACAUGAGAGAAUCCAUACAGGAGAGAAACCUUACAAGUGCUCGCACUGUGAAAAGAGUUUCACUCAGUCAGAAUCCCUGAAAAGACAUGAGAGAAACCAUUUAAGUGCUCACACUGUGGAAAGAGUUUCACUCAGUCAGUAAACCUGAAAAGACAUGAGAGAAACCAUACAAUUGAUCACACUGUGGAAACCGAUUCACUCAGUAAAAAUCCCUGGAAACACAUGAGAGAAUCCAUACUGGAGAGAAACCUUACCACUGCUCUUCAUGCAAUUUCUUCAUCUCAUUAAAAAAAAAUUGCCCAGUUAGUCACAUUUAGUGGUCGAUCGAUAUGGAUUUUUCAGUGGGACUACCAUUUGUGUAUAUCAGAAGAAAUGGAGAUUCAUCAGACCAGACUGUGUUUUUCCUGUCUUUAACUGUCCAGUUUUGAUGAUUCUGUGUCCACUGCAGUCUCUGCUUUCUGUUCUUGUCUGACAGAAGUAGAACCUGACGUGGUCUUCUGUUGUUUUAGCCCAUUCGCCUCACCUCUCUCAUCAACGUGUUCCCAUUCACAGAAAUGCCACUCACUGGAUAUUGCAACACUUGCAACACUUGCCUCUGUGAUCACAAAUAGAUCUACAAAUUGACCAGAUAGUGUAAAAUCUGAAAGCAUUUUAAUGAAAAUUAGGUUAUUAAUAUUUUUUUAUAUACAUAAUAUAAAAAAAUAUAUUUUUCCUCCCUCAUGUGGUACCCUUCCUGCAGGCUCAUCCUGACAUGACCCCCCCCUCCAGCAUGACAAUGCCACCAGCCAUACUGCUCGUUCUGUGCAUGAUUUCCUGCUAGAUGGGAAUGUCAGUGUUCUGCCAUGGCCAGUGAAGAGCCCGGAUCUCAAUCCCAUUGUGCACAUCUGGGACCUGUUGGAUCUGAGGGUGAGGGCUAGGGCCAUUCCCCCCAAAAAUGUCCGGGAAUGUGCAAGUGCCUUGGUGGAAGAGUGGGGUAACAACUUACAGCAAGAACUGGCAAAUCUAGUGUAGUACACGAGGAGGAGAUGCACAACAGUACUUAAUGCAGCUGGUGGCCACACCAAAUACUGACUGUUACUUUUGAUACCCCCCCCUUUCUGUAAAUAAAAUCAGUUGAAAGUGACAGGAUAUUUCUUUUUUUUUUUUUUUUUUGCUGAGUUUAUCUUCCUCUGAAGCAUGCAUUCUAUCAGCCAGAAUCAAAACUUCAGGAUCAAAGUUCUUCUGAUUCAUGAUGGUCAGUCCGUGAAAUUCCAAGCAGGUGAUCCAGGCCGUUUAAACUGUCAGGAGAUUGCUGCUCGUGGUGGACCCAACUUAAAAUUGAAAGCGAUUCACGUGUGCUAUAAGAAAAUAUCAUAUUCAAUAUGCACUGUAUGUACAAUUGGUUUGAUCCAGUAUUUUUGAGUAAAUGUGAUUUGCUAAUGUGGACAUUGUGUGUACUGUUAUUUCCAUCUUCCUAAUAUAUACAUUUUUUUCAUGUGCAAAUAAAUUACAAAAAUUGGAUGGCUAAACAGAAAUAAGAAAAAACUGCUAUCUACCAUUUAAGAUGCAAUAUUUAUUUAGAUUUGUUUUUACAAAGUUAAAGUUUAGUGUGAAAUUGAGUAAAUAUAGUCCUAAGUAAUAAGAGAAUUAAGAAUUGUUUGUAGCAAUUUUAUGUUUGUUAUUUAUUAUAUUAAAUUGUGUGAUAUACCAGCAUUGUAUUGGCCACCCUUCUCUCUGGAUGUCGGCAUCAGCCAUUCAAAAUCCCAUAUUGGUCGACCACUGUCAUAAGUAAAUGGCAAUAUAACUUUUUCAAGCCUUAUUAAUAAAAAGUGUUGUUGCAGCCCUAGCUCACUGGCUGCAGCUGUUUUGUUCUUCCUCCUCCGUUUAUGGGUCAUAGGGGGAUUGGGCUUGUUGAGGGAGGGAUGAUGGUGUGGUCCCCCUGAGGAAACUCCUUUUGGGAUGAGAGUGCUGAUUUCCUGCACUCGGAGAUGGUCAGCAAAAGCCCAUCUGCCCCAGUUUAUCCAUCUCCCCAUGACUGAGAGGUUGAUCGAGGCAGAUGUUAUAAACCUCUUUCAGAUCAGUCUCAUCCUAGUCCAGCUCCUCCACUGCAAUCAAAAACUCACAUACAAUGUCCCUCACGUCAGUUACCCUCUGAUGGACAUUGCAAAGUUGGACGAGCUGAAUCAUGCACUGAUGUAAACACAAUAUAAACAGCCGUUAAUGAUUGAUGAUACAAUAUAUUGAUGGUAACCAGGUUGUGCUUUUAGUUGAGACAUGCUCUAUGACAUAGAAAUCCACCUGAAUGAGUUCAAAAUAAUAAAUUUGCUCAAGUUUAUGUAAGCAUACUUGUUAGUUUUUUUAUUUCUGUUUUAGGGAUUUACAGAUAAAGUUGAUC
Molecule: messenger RNA, 6823 nt
Organism: Xyrauchen texanus (razorback sucker)
Lineage: Eukaryota; Metazoa; Chordata; Actinopteri; Cypriniformes; Catostomidae
Product: zinc finger protein 501-like
Exons: 3
Coding region: 3023-4591 (522 amino acids)
Biological process (GO): negative regulation of transcription by RNA polymerase II; regulation of cytokine production; regulation of immune system process
Molecular function (GO): DNA-binding transcription factor activity; RNA polymerase II cis-regulatory region sequence-specific DNA binding
Source: RefSeq, a predicted model, not a curated record